ACAACACUUUUUGUCUUUCCACUAUAUCUUUUGGUAAAAAAAGUACUAGUUAGAAUUCCCACAAAUAUGUCCGAAAAACUAUCGUCAGAGCAAGAAAACCUCAUCGACAAAAUGAAUCUAUUCAAAAUCAAAGGAAGAGACAAACGUGGUCGUAAGAUACUUCAAAUUAUCGGAAAACACUUUCCAGGGCGUUUAAGUGUUGAUGUGUUGAACGAGUAUUUAGAAAAGAAAGUAUUUCCUAAGCUGGAAGAAAGGCCAUUCGUGGUUGUUUAUAUUCACACAGACGUCCACAAAAACGACAAUUUCCCAGGAGUUUCAUUUCUCAAAACAGUUUAUGAUUGUAUUCCGAUGAACGUUAAACAGAAUCUCGAAGCGGUUUAUUUCGUUCACCCUGAUCUUCAGUCGAAACUCUUUCUACCCACCUUUGGGAGGUUUAUCUUUACCGGAGGGUUAUAUGGGAAAUUGAAGUAUGUGAACAGAUUACAUUAUUUGUGGGAGCAUGUAAGGAAAAAUGAAAUGGAGAUUCCGGAUUUUGUUUGUGAUCAUGAUGAAGAUCUUGAGUAUCGUCCGACGAUGGAUUACGGUUUGGAGAGUGACCAUCCUAGAGUUUAUGGGGCGCCACCGGUUGAUCCCUCUGUGGGGACAUACUCAACGAGGUGUAUUUCUUAGGAAGGAUCAAACGACAGGGCCCGCCCCCAAAGACUAUGGAACUGAGCGUGUAGCUGUUAGAUUAUAGGAAAUAUUUGAGUGUUUUUUUGUAGAUACGUGCCUAGAUAGCUUGGAAGUGAAGAACCUUGCACGUAUAUAUAUAUAUAUAUGUAAUAUGUGCAUGUUGUUCAAAUAAUGUUAAGUAACUUAUAA
Erigeron canadensis is the source of this 861-nucleotide messenger RNA. Its product is annotated as ganglioside-induced differentiation-associated protein 2-like. Bases 67 to 669 code for a protein of 200 amino acids. The record is from RefSeq and is a predicted model, not a curated record. Lineage: Eukaryota; Viridiplantae; Streptophyta; Magnoliopsida; Asterales; Asteraceae. The transcript is spliced from 3 exons.